UGGAGCCAUCAGGGGGAGGGACUUCUGCAAUCACAAAAGCCUGAUGGCGAUGCCAUAAGUGACAGAAAACAACAGAGACUCUAAAGGAGCAGUUUUGUGCCUGAGCUGCAGCCAUGAGGAGAGCAGACCGGCUGUAGGAGACGUGGGAACAGAUGCAAUUUUAUGGUCAGCUCGGCAUCUGACAGAAGCAGGGUUGGACUUGUGGAGAAGACGGCUGGAUAGACGGGCUUUAGUGGUGCACAUCAAGGAGAUAAACUUCAUCAAUGAAGACACCUGGCAUGGCUGUAUUCAAGCAACAUAAUGUGGAUGAUUUCUAUGAAAUUGGAGAAGGACUAGGAAGUGGGCAGUUUGCUAUUGUCAAACGCUGUAUAGAGAAGAGUACAGGCGUUGAAUAUGCAGCCAAGUUCAUCAAGAAGCGCCAGAGUCGGGCCAGCAGACGUGGUGUAAGAAGAGAGGAGAUUGAGAGGGAAGUGGACAUCCUUCAGCAGCUGCAGCACAACAACAUUGUAGAGCUGCAUGAUGUGUAUGAGAACCGCACAGACGUGGUGCUCAUCCUCGAACUGGUGUCUGGAGGAGAGCUGUUUGAUUUCUUGGCUCAGAAGGAGUCUCUCAGUGAAGAGGAGGCCACUCGUUUUAUCAAACAGAUCCUAGAUGGAGUCCAGUAUCUCCACUCCAAGAGGAUUGCACAUUUUGAUCUGAAGCCUGAAAACAUAAUGCUGCUGGACAGGAAUGUUCCUCUACCCCGCAUCAAACUCAUAGACUUUGGACUUGCACACAAAAUAGAAGCUGGGGCAGAUUUCAAAAACAUUUUUGGAACCCCUGAAUUUGUUGCUCCAGAGAUAGUCAACUAUGAGCAACUGGGAUUGGAGGCGGACAUGUGGAGCAUUGGAGUCAUCACAUAUAUACUUUUGAGCGGUGCGUCACCUUUCCUCGGGGACACGAAGCAGGAAACGCUGGGAAACAUCUCAGGGGUGAACUACGAGUUUGACGAAGAGCUCUUUAGCAAUACAAGCGAGCUGGCCAAGAGCUUCAUUAGUCAGCUCCUGGAGAAGGACACAAGAAAACGGAUGACCAUACAAGACGCCCUCAACCAUCACUGGAUUACGUCCUGUGGCCACAUGGAAGAGGAUAGCGCUGCCCGUGAGGCUGAGAAGAAAGCAGAGCAGCUGAAGACGAAGCGCCUAAAGGAGUACACCAUCCAGUCCCACUCCAGCAUGCCCCAGAACAACACGUAUGCCAACUUUGAGCGUUUUGCCCAUGUGGUGGAGGACGUCAGUCUGAUGGAGACGGGUCUGUCAGAGGUGGCAGAGGCCCGACACACUCUGCAGGUUGAUAUAGAAGCACUGCUCUCCAUCUACAACGACAAGGAGGCCUGGUACAAAGAAGAGAGUGAGACUGCGAGGAAGCAGCUGUCCCAGUUCCGGUACGAGUUCCGCAAAGUGGAGGCCACGAGGAGGCUGCUGCAGGAGGACAUUAAGUCUAUAGAUGCCAGUCUGGAGAGCAUCAGUGGGAAGUACAGCCAGAGGCAGAGUCAGCUGGACGCUCUGAGGCAGGAGCUGAACUCUGAGCUGCAGUGGCUGCAGGACGUGACAAACUCUCUGCAUCCAGAAGGAGCCAACGGCAGCAUGCACAGCAGCAGUCUGAAUACAGACGUAAGACAGGCUCUGAAGGAGCUGCUGCAUCCGGCCUGCAGGAUGGAACUGUGCCCCGAGGCUAAACAGCCACUCACAGAGUCUGGCUAACAUAUUUUAACUGAGCUUAAAAUUUCAACAUGUUUUCGAAAAUGAGGCUGUUUGAAUUCUACACAUUGUUUGUUUUCAGCAGCACAGACCUUUGAAUGUGUAUCUGUGUAGUUUUUACAUUUUCUUUACUUAAAAUGUUCUUGUUUGAAUUAAAGUAAACGGUAAGAAUGGGAAUUUGAGGAAAGAUUUGAGGAAAUCUAUUACUGAGAGUUGUUGGCUACCCCUCUCAUAUCUGUACGGUAAAUAUAAAGCUACAGGUAGGAGACAGUUAGCUUUGCUUAGCAUGAAGACUGGGGGAACAGCUAGCCUGGCCCUAUCCGAAGGUAACAAAAUAUCUGCCUACCAGCACCUCUAAAGCUCACUGUUACAUUUUGUUUAAAACCGAUCUAUAAAAAGGGCAAUUGUGGUUUUACGGUACAGUGACUGACACCAACACGUCUGUCCCCCCCAUAAAUAUCAACUUGUCAUUUUUACACUUCCUUUUUUGUUCUGAUUAAAUAAAUGAGUUAUAACCUGUAAAUUAGUGAGCUGUAGAAGUACUGGUAGACUGACUUUGUGACCUUUGGACAGAGCAGGCUAGCUUUUUUCCCCAGCUUCCAGUGUUAAGCUAACCACCUUCUGGCUGCAGUUUCAUAUUCAACAGACAGAUAUGACAGUGUCCUCUAACUCUCAGCAAGAAAGCAAAUACGCAUAUUUACCAAAAUGUUUAACUAUUCCUUUUAAGUAGCAUGAUUAUGGCACAAUAGCAAGAAUUCUUCUAAUAUUUAAGAGAUAUUAAUUUUUGAGCCGGUUUCGUAGUUAAAAUACUAGUAUUUUUGGCAAGUAUUAAUAGUGAAAAUAAAUAUCAGUUAUGAAUGUUUUGACUGUGUUUUGGCUAGAAGACAGGAUCAAACAGCAGUUCUUUUCAAUGGAAUGUAUCAGAAGUCCACUUUUAUUUUAUUGAUUUAUUUUUUCAUUCCAUUCUAUUUCUAAGAUUGUAUAUUGAUUCAAAUGUGCACUUUUACUAAAGGUCAAAUGUAUUUAUUUAUUUUAAAACCUUUUUUUUUUAAUUUCUUUUUUGGAGAUGUUUAUGAGCUGACAGGAAAACAACAUUGAUGAUAAGACCACCUGUGUUUUAAAAUGUGUCACCUCCUUAUCUGUGUUUUUAGCAUUUUAACAGAUAUUCCUGUACACGCCUCUCACUUUUGGGCCUUUGUUGUGUACACUGACAUUUUUCACUGUUUUCUAAACACUGAAAUAAAUGUUCAUCAUUUAUUAUG
Messenger RNA from Perca fluviatilis (European perch), 3001 nucleotides. It is a transcript of the gene dapk2b, whose product is annotated as death-associated protein kinase 2b. Bases 264 to 1742 code for a protein of 492 amino acids. Gene Ontology annotation, molecular function: ATP binding; protein serine/threonine kinase activity. Gene Ontology annotation, cellular component: cytoplasm; nucleus. The transcript has 10 exons. Lineage: Eukaryota; Metazoa; Chordata; Actinopteri; Perciformes; Percidae. The record is from RefSeq and is a predicted model, not a curated record. Gene Ontology annotation, biological process: intracellular signal transduction; positive regulation of apoptotic process; protein phosphorylation.